Paramecium octaurelia is the source of this 2356-nucleotide messenger RNA. The record is from the annotation of a GenBank genome assembly. Lineage: Eukaryota; Ciliophora; Oligohymenophorea; Peniculida; Parameciidae.
AUGAAGAAUGGAUUCUACCUUAUAAUUCUCUUCUUAAUGAAUAUCUAAAUAUAAGCGAAGAUGUACGAUGAGAGUUAAAUAUAUGAUUGUAAAGAUGAGAUCACUGAUGAAGUGUAGGAAAAAAUCAAUUAUUAAAAACUUAAAUUGUUUCCAAUCGAUUGUUGGAUUUUUUUAUUACUAUGUAUAAGUUGAAUGAGCAAUCAAAGCACCUGUUACAUUUUGCAUUUCCAUCCGAAUUAUUUAGGAGUUCCUUAAAGACUUUAGACUAUUUGGUGGACCUGGAGAUAUUAUCUUUGUGAUUACAGCAACUAAUGGAAUCCAAUCAAUCAUUUAAUUUUCAACUGCAUUGUAUGUAUAAAUUAAUGAUUCAGCUCCAGUAAAUAUAUUUUGCGAUGUAAAUAUAAAAAUAAAUUAGAUCACAGGAAUAGCAACCUCAAUAGUUUUUGUAAUUUCAAAUCUGAACAUCUUUAUCUUCGCUGCUUAUCCACUUGCUUUAGUAUAUAAUUCAUUGGAGUCCACAGUCAAAUGUAUAAGAAUAUUUAACUAUUCUUUCGCAGCCAUAAUAAUAAUAAUAGUAUUGUUAGGGUUUAUUUUAAAUAAUGAUAUAAUCUCAAUAACACUAAAUGGGUAUUAAUUAUAAGUUGAUAUUUCUUAGAAUGUGCGCAAUUUCAGCUACAAAAAAGAAAAUAUGGGACUUUAUCAUUGCUCUAGUUUAUUUGUUUGUAUUUCUCUUAUUUGCAACGAUGUCAUUAAUAUAUGUCUUUGCUUUUAAAAAAUUAGUGCCUAAAAUGUCUUCAAUAAGAUAAUUAAGAGGUUAAUACCUGAGAUACUAUUAAAAGUUUAUCACAUUUAGUUUAAUAAUGAAAUUUUUUCUAGGAAUUUUCAGUGCAGUUAAUUUACUAAAUUGCUAUUACUUUUAUAAGUCUUAUCUAUUACUUACAGAAACCUUUUAAAAUGUGACCCAAUCCCUUUGCAUAUUAGGCUAAGUUAUCAUCAUCACAAGAGAUCCCUUACUAUUACCUAAAUUUAAACAUACACAAACUUCAAAUAGCCAAUAGGAUUUUGAUUCCUCUAAUGAUACAAAACCUGUAGAAAUUUCAAUGCAAUGUAAUAUUUUUUCAAAUUUCUUUUAGAAUUUAAUAUUUUAGAAUAAUUGUAAAAAGAAAUGAAAAAAACACAAGUAAUUUCAAUGUUGGCUGGCAUUCAACUAUUAAAAAGGUAGAAAUAAGAACAAAUAAUAUUUUACAAAGAUUUAGCAAUAAUAGAUGAAUAAGAUGAAGGAGAAGGGUCUAGUCAAGGGGAUUUAAGUGAAUUAAUGGAUGUUACUUUAUCACCAUUUAUUCCUGAAGAGGUGGAAGAGUGUUUGGUUGUUAAUCUGAAUAAUGAUCUUGUCAAAUCUUAACUUUAUGAUAAUCAAGAUAUCUAGGUCUUUCAAAUGAGAUGUAUAUUAUAUGCUCCAAAGAUUUUUAACUAUUUUGUUACCUUAGACAAUGUUGAUAUCGAAGAUUCCUUUGAUGUUUCUAAGAAUCUAUUAAAAAUUGAAUAAUUCACUAGACCUGAUGGUGGCAAAAGUGGCGAAUUUUUUUUUUUCACUCACAAUAAUCAAUUGAUUCUUAAAACAAUGCGAUAAUCUGAAGUAAACACUUACAUGAAACGAUUGCUUAACUUUGCUACUUAUUAAGCUAACAAUCCCUCAUCUUUAUUAAAUAAGAUUUAUGGAAUGUAUACUUUUGAAAGGUCUGAGAAUGUUGAAGCAAAGGUUCACUUUUUAAUAAUGAAAAACCUUUCUUUAGGCAUCCCGAGGAAUUAGAUAUUAAGAACAUAUGAUCUAAAAGGGUCUGAAUAUGAUAGAGAAGUUCUUGCCAAAAAAUCUGAAAGUGAUUUGUCAAAAUUAACUCUUAAAGAUUUAGAUUUCUUCAAAAUUGAAUAGCAAAUUUGGGUUGAAAAAACUAUUAUCGAAAGUAAUUUAAUUGAAUUUAAUCUAGAAUUAAACCAAAAUUUAAUCAAGGAUUCAAAUUUCUUAGAAAAUUAAAAACUUAUUGAUUAUUCUUUGUUAGUAAUGAUAAUUGAUUGGAAGGCUCAAUAAUAAUUAUUAACAAAGUAAUUAAGUGACUAAUAAAUCAAUAUCAUUCCUUCAAUAAAGGAAUAAGGAGUAAGAAUACCUAAUAUUUAUUAGAUAUACUACCAUAUUGGCAUAAUAGAUUAUCUAUAAUAAUGGAAUGUUAAUAAAUCUCUUGAAAGAAAAACAAAAAAGAUCAUCAGAAUGAAUUUACAAUUAGAUACUUCAGCUUAAGAGCCUAACAGAUAUGGAAAAAGAUUUAAAGAAAAAUUGGUAAACAGAAUCCUUCCCUUGUGA